AUGGCGUCACGAUCAUACACCGCGUCAUCGAAGACUACCGACGGCAAGACUUCCAGAUCCACGGGCCGCAAAGCGCCUCAUUUCUCUUCAUCUCAAGAAUCUGAAGCCUUGCAUGUCUAUCCGAGCGGUUCUCAGUCUUCCAAGAAGCGUAAAGUGGUUGAUCUAACUUACGACGAUGAGGAAGACGAGGAAGCUGCUGCCCUUGCACAAGUUGCUCUUGCUGGCAUCGAUACAUCCAAGCCAAAGCGAGCUCGCAAGAAAAAGGGAGAAGAGUCAGAAGAAAAGCGGGUCAAGCGUUUCCGUCAAAAGCCACCUCAGACCUAUCUCGAGAGACUUGAACGCGUCAAAACCCAACGCAUGUUCUUGAUUGAACGCAACAGAACUACCAGCGAAGACGGCACCCACGAAGAAGAAGUCUUUGAUCUCGCCGGCAGCACUGGUAAUAUUUACCAAGUUACCGUCAGCAAAGUACCAAAAUGUACUUGCCCUGAUGCUGGAAAAGGAAAUCAGUGCAAGCACAUCAUCUACGCUCUCGUCAAUGUCCUAAAAGUCCGUGAAGAUUUAGCAUACCAGCUCGCGUUCCUCAGCACUGAGCUCGCUGAGAUCUUUGCAAAUGCACCAGUCACCACGCUCUCCUCAGAUGAAGUAAAAGCUCAAGUCACUGACACGGGCGGCUCCCGCAAGCCAAUUGAAGGUGAUUGCCCCGUAUGUGUCAUGGAGUUUGUCGAAUCUGACAAGCUGGACGAUAUUCUCUGGUGCAAAGGAGCGUGCGGUCAAAACAUUCAUCGCGCUUGCUUCGAACAAUGGGCUCGAAGCAAGCCGGGACAGGUGAAGUGUGUCUACUGCCGUACUCCUUGGAAGGGCGAUGAAGAGACGAUCAAGAAGAUCAACAAAUCUGGGACCGUUAAUCACGAGGGUUAUGUCAACGUUGCUGAUGAACUUGGUAUCAGUGGCCACAGAGACAUGAGUUCAUACCAUCAGUAUUGGGUUCGACGAGAGUUUGGUGGAGGGUAUGGCCGGUAUAAUGAUUAUGAUGGUUAUUGA
Hyaloscypha bicolor E is the source of this 1044-nucleotide messenger RNA. RefSeq lists its product as uncharacterized. The transcript is spliced from 3 exons. The record is from RefSeq and is a predicted model, not a curated record. The coding region runs from base 1 to 1044 and encodes 347 amino acids. Lineage: Eukaryota; Fungi; Ascomycota; Leotiomycetes; Helotiales; Hyaloscyphaceae. Gene Ontology annotation, molecular function: zinc ion binding; ubiquitin protein ligase activity.